AGGCGAACCUACAAUUUGAAAAUAUUUGUUUUAUUUGUGUUGGAAAUCGAAAAGCAAAUGGGAGUAUAGAGUGAAGAAAGUGAGAGGAAAGAGUAUAUUAAUUGGUUCGUUACCUUGCUUGCCACCUGAAGAAUCAUACUAUUCUGUUCUGUUCCAUCACACACGUAACGUAAACCUCUCUUUCUUUUCUUUUCAGACUAAACCAACCAUUUGCAUGUGAAGUGAUGGAUUCGGAGUGGAGGAGGUAUCUGAUUGUGCGUCCUGAGAAGGGUGGUUUUGUAGAGUUAUUCCGUUAUGCUUUUCUUGGUCGUGACUUUGACCGCUUUGUCGAUGAUGAUGACCAUUCUUCAUCUUCAUCUGUUGAUUGCAAUUGGAGUUGGAGAUGGGUCAUCCUCGUUUCCAUUCUUGUUCGCAAAUUCAUCUCUUUCUUUGCUAUUCCUAUCUACUGGACUGGCUUCUUUCUUGAUUUUUUCCUCAAUCUUCUUUCCCUUAACGGUGCUUCCUUCUUUGCUCUUCUCAACAACUUCAUACAUGGAAGAGUGGUCAUACCCGACAGGGGUUCUCAAUCUUUUGUAAGUACAAUUGGUCACUUAGACGCCAGGCUUGAUCUUCAAACCACAAAUGGAAAUGGAGCCUUCCAACCACACAUGGGAAACCGUGCUUUAAUGGAUCUCUGCAUUAUGUCUUCCAAGAUAGCAUAUGAGAACCCUAAACUCAUCAAAAAUGUCGUCAACCACCAUUGGAACAUGCACUUUGUAGAUUUCUAUCAUUGUUGGAAUGAUUUCGAGAAACAGAUGUCCACUCAAGUCUUCAUCCUAUGUGACAAGCUCAAAGAUGCAAAUUUGGUAUUAGUCAGCUUUAGGGGCACUGAACCUUUUGAUGCUCAUGACUGGUCUACUGAUUUUGAUUAUUCCUGGUAUCAAAUCCCAAAUGUUGGAAAAAUCCACAUUGGCUUCCUAGAAGCCCUUGGUCUGGGAAAUAGAAAUCAACCCACCACCUUCUACUCGAAUCUCCAACGGAAAGCCAACUAUGGCUCAUUGUUCUUGGGCACGGACUCCGAUGAGGAUCAACCUUUUGUGCCUGAGAAGACACCAGCGGAGAAAACCGCAUAUGACAUUGUGAGAAGCAAACUCAGAAGCUUAUUAAAGGAGCAUAAGGAUGCAAAAUUCAUAGUUACUGGGCAUAGCUUGGGGGGAGCCCUGGCCAUAUUGUUUCCAACAGUACUUGUGGUGCAUGAGGAGAUGGAGAUAAUGGAAAGACUGCUUGGUGUAUACACAUUUGGCCAACCUAGGAUUGGGAAUAGGCAGCUUGGGAGAUUCAUGGAACCUCAUUUGGAUCGCCCUGUUCCAAAGUACUUCAGGGUGGUUUAUUGCAAUGAUAUUGUCCCCAGGUUGCCUUAUGAUGACAAAACCUUCUUGUACAAACAUUUUGGACAGUGUCUUUACUACAACAGCCACUACAUUGAAAAAAAUGUGAAGGAGGAGCCGAACAGAAAUUUCUUCGGAAUGAGAUUCAUAUUAUCACAACAUUUGAAUGCUGUUUGGGAGUUAGUUCGAGGCUUGACAAUGGGUUACGUUGAAGGAGCAGAGUAUAAGGAAGGGUGGUUUCGCAUACUGGUAAGAAUAAUUGGACUGGCACUUCCUGGUUUUUCGGCUCAUUGUCCCACAGAUUAUGUCAACUCUAUCAGACUUGGGAAGGAAAGCUCCAUUCACAUGUCUUCUAUCUAAGAAUUCUAAGAAGAUCUCUCAUGUGUUAUGUCGGCCUUGUUCUCUGUUCCCGAAUGUUGCUCGGUUUGUCAGGUGUCUAAAAUUCAUACAUGAACCCCUUAUGGCUGUGGUUCUUUUCUUUUGCAAGAUAUAUAUUUUUUUAGGGGUUCCUAUGCAAGAUAUUGUUAUCCCUAUUAUGUGAUUUUUAUGUUGGUGAUGAAGAGUAUGCUAUAAUUACUACCAGGUAAAAAUUUGAAAUUGAAAUAAAUGUAUCCGUGGCAAGUUUUUGUUUAA
This is a messenger RNA of Medicago truncatula (barrel medic), 2000 nucleotides long. Its product is annotated as triacylglycerol lipase OBL1. Gene Ontology annotation, molecular function: triacylglycerol lipase activity. The transcript has 3 exons. The record is from RefSeq and is a predicted model, not a curated record. Bases 225 to 1727 code for a protein of 500 amino acids. NCBI's taxonomy places the organism in Eukaryota, Viridiplantae, Streptophyta, Magnoliopsida, Fabales, Fabaceae. Gene Ontology annotation, biological process: lipid metabolic process.